This is a messenger RNA of Cyphellophora attinorum, 1452 nucleotides long. RefSeq lists its product as uncharacterized. The transcript has 4 exons. NCBI's taxonomy places the organism in Eukaryota, Fungi, Ascomycota, Eurotiomycetes, Chaetothyriales, Cyphellophoraceae. The record is from RefSeq and is a predicted model, not a curated record. Bases 1 to 1452 code for a protein of 483 amino acids.
AUGGAGACCAUAACGACAGACUAUCUCGUCGUAGGCGCUGGCGCUAUGGGCUUAGCAUUCGUCGAUACUCUCCUCACAGAGACUAAGGCGACGAUAAGUUUAGUCGACCGCUAUGCCCAGCCAGGCGGCCACUGGACUAUAGCUUAUCCAUUUGUUCGGCUGCAUCAGUCAUCGGCGCACUACGGUGUCAACUCCCGUAUUCUGGGUGAUCGUAAGAUCGAUAAGAUCGGCUGGAACGAAGGGCUCGCUUCGCUGGCUCCAGGAGCAGAGGUUGUGGCAUAUUUCCAGCAUGUGGUGCAUGAUACGUUCCUGCCUUCCGGAAGGGUGAGGUACUUCAAUAAGCAUGAGUAUCUGGGAGACGGAAGGUUCAAGUCUCUGGCCACGGGAAAGGCAUAUAACGUCGGCGAAGCGACCAAGAUUGUGGACGCGACGUAUAUGCGCACGGAGGUGCCAUCGAUGCGCGAGCCGCCGUUCAAAGUUGCGGAUGGGGUCGACGUGAUUCCGCCAAAUGAUCUGGUCAAGCUCAGUCGACCGUACGGACAUUAUACAGUCGUAGGAGCUGGUAAGACUGGCAUCGAUGCAUGCCUCUACCUCCUCGACGCCGAAAUUUCACCAUCUCAGAUAUCAUGGAUCUUGCCGCGCGACCCUUGGUACUUCAACCGCAAUAACUUCCAGACCGGUGAAGAAUUCCGUGAAAGAAUACUUGCAGCCGGCGCCAGAUCAACUGAAGCCAUUAUGGCUGCCACGGACACACGAGAUCUGCUGCACCGGCUGGAAUCUGCCGCCCAUCUCACCCGCCUUGAUCCGUCUGUCGAGCCCGAAGCGUGGAAGUGCGCCACUAUCAGCCUCAAGGAACUGGACGCGAUACGCUCGAUACCCAAGUCCAACAUCACUCGCAAAGGGCAUGUGACCCUAAUCACGGCUAACAAAGUGACGCUCGACAACGGCACGUACGUUCCAGACGCGGAUACCCUCUACGUUGACUGUAGCGCCGGAAGCAUACCCAAAAGACCAAUCGUUCCUAUAUUCAACGGCAGACACAUCACGCUGCAAGCCGUACGCUUUUGCCAGCAGGUGUUUAGCGCAGCGGUCAUCGCCCGCGUCGAAGCUGUGUACACGGCCGAAGCCUUCAAGAAUGAAUUGUGCACCCCGAUACCUAUGCCAAACCACCCCAACGAGUAUGUGCGAGGGUACCUCCAAACCUACCGCAAUGAGAUCCUCUGGGCCUCGGAGGAGAAAAUGAAAGCGUGGCUGGGUGCGAGCAGAUUGAACGUGGCUGCAUCGCGGAUGCCGAAGCCCCCAGAGGACCCGAAGGCAAGGGUCGAGUUCAAUAAGAAGAUGCGGGAGAAGUUAGUCAUGCAGAUUGAGAAGCUGGAAAAGCUGAUGAGAGCGGACCCGGAUAGAGAGCAUUGGACGGGUGUGGAGGAGGAUAUGCAUCAGGCGAGGCUGUAG